Molecule: messenger RNA, 1369 nt
Organism: Brassicogethes aeneus
Lineage: Eukaryota; Metazoa; Arthropoda; Insecta; Coleoptera; Nitidulidae
Source: the annotation of a GenBank genome assembly
GCAGCCACUUAUAACUAUUAAAUUAGGCAUUUUUGACUAAUUCAUUUUUAGAGAGUAGGUUACUAAACAAACAAAAACUUAUUCAACCUAUUUUAUUUUUUAGUCAACUUCUGCUAUGGGCAUAUGCAUUUUUUACACGGACAUUUUUUUCGACGCUUUCAAACAAAUCAGAAAAAAGAAUCGUUCCAUUGAUCAUAUGGAUUUAAAAUCUCAAGCAAAAAUAAGAUGGAUCAUUAAGUCAUCCAUUCGUUUGUGCUACCUUGUAGUAAUAGCAGCUAUAGCUGAAAGCAUUUUAUUUCAGCCUUUUAACAAGGACAUCAUGAAGUUACACUAUUUCGUGGUUUGGAGCAAAAAUAACUUGGGAUGGCUUUACAAUUAUGCAAUAUUUGGUUAUUUUAGUUCGUUUAUUGUGUGCUUUUAUGCUUCAAUGACUGAAUUGUUUCCUGUUAUUUAUUUAAUAGUUCAUAUUAGUAUUCAAAUCAUGAAUUUGAAUAAUUAUAUAAAAAACAUUUCAAAUGAUUAUGACGAUAAUGAUUUGGAUCUUUAUAAUGAUGUGAAGUAUCAAGAUAAUAUUAAGAAGAGAUUGAUAUUUUGUAUAAAGUUUCAUCAAGAAAUUAACGGAAUUAUAAGAAAUGUCUAUAAUAUUACAUAUUUUCCAUCAAUUAUACAAUAUAUUGGGGGAACUAUUGCUGGUGCAAGUGUUAUGUUCUAUGCAUAUACGGAAAUGACGACAGAGGCAUAUGGCAGAAUUGCAGGAAUUACCUGUAUGGGAGCUGCAUUAUUAGGAGUUGCAUCACUAUAUGGACAAUAUUAUAAAGAUAUGACUGGUUCACUAUUUGAUACUGCAACUGAUGUCCCUUGGCAUUUAUGGAAUAUCGAAAACAAAAAACUUUAUUUAAUUUUCUUAAGUAACUGCAAGGUUCACUGCUUGGGGAUGUCAACUGUAACCAUGGAUUAUAUGUUAACAAUUAAAGUUUUAAAAAGUUUGUAUUCCAUGCAUACAAUGAUAAGAGGAGCUUUAAAACACCAAAGUCACAGUACGUGAGUCAAAUAUAAUAACAUAAAAAAAUGAAAAUUUAUAUAUUUCAAUAAUUGUCAGAUAAAGUCAACUUAUUUGGAAAAAUAAAAUAGUUGUAAAGCAUUCCAUAUCUUUGCAUUUUUUAAACAAAUUAUGGAGAUGGACAAUAAUAUAUACAGAUUGUUAUUAAAUUAUUGUCAAAUAUAAAAAUGGGUAGGUCGUUAGGGUCCAAAAGUACGCCACUGAUUCACCAGGAACCGCGGAUUAAUCUAUUAGUCUAUGAGUAGUGUCGAAAUGGAAGGCAUUUCAGUCUUUGCAAUAUUGGUUGCCUACUACUGGCGUACAGUCUGC